ACUGUGGAGACAUGCACGGAGAUGCCCUUUAAAAUCUAUAGCCCACAGAGAGAGCUCACAUGAUGCAUUUAAAGACAGAAGAAAAGUUUUGGGUGUGGCAACCUCUCAAUCAACCCUGUCCCAACCCAUAUCUGAUGGUGUGUGGAAGAUAUUGUCGAAAAUGCAUCAGGAUGAUGUGUCACUUGCAGUGAGAAAUGACCAUUACAUACUGCAACUUGCUCAGUCAUUAUUUAAUAAACAUGGCCAUGACCCAUCUAAACAUGAAUACAUUCGCCAAAAAAUAAGAGAACUUGGUCGAUUAAUUGUCACCCUUCAUAAUACUACGAACAUUCAUAACCUGGAAGAAGCCAUACAGCCCCGGAACUUCAUCACACUCACCAAUGCAGUAAAGGAUGUAGCAGGAUUUGAUGGUGAAAACAACAGCUACAAGUCUCCAAGCCUUGCUUUAAAAAUUGGUCAUUCUCUGAGAAAGGUCAGUGACCUCAUACAGUGUCGAGCACUCAUGACGGAUGAUCAGGAGGGCAUCAGAUCUGUCGAAAUGUUCCAAAAACUGUAUGAAGCCAAAUGGUCAGAGUUCGUCUCCCAUUCUGCUUUGUCAAAUCUAAGUGAAGCAAAAUACAAUAAAGCUUCCUCUCUGCCACUAACUAGAGACAUACAAAAGCUCCAUCAAUUCUUAGAUCAGGAGGCAGAAUCAGCACUGAAGGUUCUAAAAGGGACAUCAUGUGCUACAAAUUAUGCUAAACUGUCUAGAUUGACUCUUUGUCAAGUCAUUCUUUUUAACAGGAGACGGGCAGGCGAAGUGUCAAAGAUGACUGUUAAAAAUUACCAGGACCGCAAGACUUCAAAGUUAAGUGAUGUGAACUUUGGCCUGUCUGAGAUGGAAAAAAAACUUUCUGAGCAUUUUGCCAGAGUUGAGUUAAGAGGCAAAAGAGAUCGAAAGGUUGCUGUUCUUCUCACUCCCAAAAUGACCACUGCCCUUUCACUUCUUGUAAGCAAAAGACAGGAAUGUGGUGUGGAGGACUCAAACACCUACCUUUUUGGAAUUCCUCGAUGUCAGAGCCACUACAGGGGUCAAGACUGCCUUAGAUCCUAUGCAGAUUUGUGCGGUGCAGAAAACCCAGCAUACUUGAGGUCUACAAACCUAAGAAAACAUGUUGCUACGAUCAGCCAGGUGAUGAACCUAAAAGAUAAUGAGUUGGACCAACUUGCUGAUUUUCUUGGGCAUGAUAUACGAGUGCACAGGGAAUUUUAUCGCCUGCCAGAGUCCACAAUUCAGGUGGCAAAAAUUUCUAAACUGCUUUUGGCUAUGGAAAAGGGAAGUCUGUCCAACAUCCAGGGAAAGUCCCUUGACCAGAUUGAUGAUGAAGUGGAUAUGAGCAAUGCCAGCAAGGAAGGAGUUGAGGCAGACAUUUUUACCACUUGGCAAACUGAGGGAGAAGGUGGAAACAUUGGUGCAGGCAGCAGUGUGGCUUCUUCUGGAAAUACUGCGCAAAGAGGAAGAAAGACGGCUUAUGUGAAGCAACCAUGGAGCAGUCUGGAAACUAAGGCUGUCAUGAAGCACUUUGGGCAGCACAUAAAGAAAGGAAAGUUAGCUACCUUGACAGAGUGCGAAGCAUGCAAAGAAGCAGAAAACCCCAUUCUGGAGAAACGGACAUUACAAAAUAUUAGAGACUUUGUGCGAAACAGGGGAAUAUCUCACAAGCGCCUUUUACUUUCAGUAGAUAGAUAA
This is a messenger RNA of Astyanax mexicanus (Mexican tetra), 1729 nucleotides long. RefSeq lists its product as uncharacterized. Lineage: Eukaryota; Metazoa; Chordata; Actinopteri; Characiformes; Acestrorhamphidae. The transcript is spliced from 4 exons. The record is from RefSeq and is a predicted model, not a curated record. The coding region runs from base 161 to 1729 and encodes 522 amino acids.